Messenger RNA from Asterias rubens (European starfish), 2478 nucleotides. Its product is annotated as trans-1,2-dihydrobenzene-1,2-diol dehydrogenase-like. The coding region runs from base 157 to 1227 and encodes 356 amino acids. The transcript has 8 exons. Gene Ontology annotation, molecular function: nucleotide binding. The record is from RefSeq and is a predicted model, not a curated record. NCBI's taxonomy places the organism in Eukaryota, Metazoa, Echinodermata, Asteroidea, Forcipulatida, Asteriidae.
ACAAGAUGGCGCGGUGUGUAUGACUGCGGAAAUGGUGUGACUUUGGCGGCACAGCGCUCUCGAAACAAGGCAUUAUUCCUUCAAGAUUUUGAGUCAGACAGGUACGAGUUGUCUUGUAAAAGAAGGUGCAAAUGAUCUAAAAGACACUGUUUUACGAUGAAGCUUCGUUGGGGAAUCUGUGGCUCUGGAUUGAUUGCUAAUGACUUCUUGGUUGGAUUGAGUACUCUACCUCCUGAAGACCAUAGCGUAGUAGCCAUAGCCGAGACAUGGACACCAGAGACGGCUCAAGAACUUGCUAAGAAGUUUCAUAUUGAUGCAGUGUAUGAGAAAUUUACAGAUGUUGCUGAAGACCCAAAUAUUGAUAUUGUUUACAUUGCUGUAUUGAACCAGGCCCAUCUGCCAUUGUGUAAGCUUUUUCUCACUCAUCAUAAAAACGUCCUGUGUGAGAAACCACUGGGUCUCAACAAAAACCAGUCCAGGCAAAUUAUUCAACUUGCAAAGGACAACAAUGUGUUCUUUAUGGAGGGAUGGUGGAGUCGUUUCUUCCCGGCAGCAGCUUCACUCCGUGACACCAUUGCCGAUGAUGUCAUAGGUCAAGUUAAGUUCAUGCAAUGCACCAUGGGAUUUGCUAUGAGCACCAAGGAUAGAAUAUGUAGAAAAGAGUGUGGAGGCGGGGCCGUUAUGGACAUGGGUGUGUACCCAUUGAAUCUUGCAUUAAUGAUCUUUGGUGAGAGGCCUGCAUCUUACUCGGCCACAGGAACCCUCGGCAAAACAGGUGUUGAUGAAAUGUGUGUUAUGACACUGCAGUUUCCUAAUAAAGGCAUUGCAACACUCUGUGUUAGUACGGAUACCAAACUACCCAAUGAGCUCAAUAUACAAGGAUUAAAAGGACGUAUUAAGAUUAAAAAUCCCUUCUGGUGUCCGACCAAACUAGAAAUAUCAACUUACGUAGCAGAGGAAGGCAGUACAGCUUUUGACAUCAAUGAAAAGACUGAAAUAUUAGAGUUUCCAUUGAUAAAGAGUUCUUAUCAUCAAAACUAUCCCAAUGCUGUGGGUUUGAGGUACGAGGCUGAGGCAGUUAGGCAGUGCAUUAUAAAAGGUAUGAAAGAAUGUCCUUUAGUUAGCCAUGCAGACAGCUUAUUCAUGGCCGAGAUGGUGGAAACUUUACGUCAUCAAAUGGGAUAUUACUUAGAAGGAGAUGAAAAUGUAACAAGUAAUUCGUUAUAAUGAGUUCCCUCUGGUCCAUUCACAGAAUAAAAUAGCUAAUUUCUGUUUUUUUAAAUAAAAAAGCCAGAAAGCAUUAAUGCACUAAUUGUUUUCAGCUUUUGUGGACCCUCUGGACAGUCAGGAAAACUUUGAAUGGUUGAAAGUACAUUCCAGAUUAAUUUCUUAUCAUGUGUAAUGCAAACUGUACCCCAAUGUGAUGGCAUAUGAUGUUUUUCAAAGGGUGAAAUGCUGGGUUAAUCAGUAAGAAACACAGACAGAGGUGUAUGUAUUAUUUGAAUCAAUAUUCUCUAUGCAUCUUGUAUUCCUACAUCAUUGAUCAUUUACACACUAUUAAGUUUGAGAACGCACAAUAUUGUUAUAGUUUCAGUGCUCUGAUUUAUUCUACUCAUAGGCUCGAGUUGUAUAUUGUAACAAAAUAUAAAACUGUAUUUGAUUUUGAAAUUUUCAAGUAUAUAUAUAUAAAUUCAGAAAACCAGAGAGACUUUCAAGCUUUUAGCUAAUUCUUGAAAUGUAUUUUCACUCUAAGAAUAUUUUUUAUCAAUAAUAUAAUGAGGCAAUAUUUCUUUGCAUAAUACAAUGAAUUCACACUUGGUGUAAAUUCAUCACAAAAUAUUUGCGCAGAGUCCAAUGAUAGUCUAUCAUAACAUAUUAUGCGCAGAGUCCAAUGAUAGUCUCACACACUGAGUGUAGACAAUGAUUAGUGGCGAUAGAAACCAGUUUUACCAAGUGAAAUGAUCCACUCAUAUGCCUAUUUCUCUACACUGUGUUAACUUUCGUUGUUCUUGAAGAAUGUAUUGAGUUGAUGAGUUGAUGACCAGUGUAUUACAAAGCUAUUAUAACAAAGGCAAAGGUACAAAGGUCGGGGAUAACGUUAUAAACGGUGAACUUGAGAUUUCAGCAUUGUUACCAACUCUUUUAUACAGUAGGGUUUGGUGACCUGGGCCACCCAAAGUUUAUAAUUGGUUUCUCUAUGAAACAAAUCAGAAAUUUAAUUGAUUUUAUUUGUUAAUUAGGAUUUGAAACCAUUUAUUAUUGGUGUAAUAUUUGACGGAUAGCUUCUUGUGUUGAUUUGUUGUAAAAUAAAUUGUUGACACUUCCACGUUGCCGAGGCCUUUCUCAGAUUCAAUUCUUUUUGUUAACAAUAAGAUCUCUUUUUCUAAAGAUGCAGAACUUAAAGAGUGUCAUUUCUGGCAUAGUUUUAUAACAGAUGGCCUCUAGUGAUCUUUACCAAGUAAGUUUUUAAGGUCAUUA